Messenger RNA from Etheostoma cragini (Arkansas darter), 1514 nucleotides. RefSeq names its product serine protease 33-like. NCBI's taxonomy places the organism in Eukaryota, Metazoa, Chordata, Actinopteri, Perciformes, Percidae. The transcript is spliced from 8 exons. Gene Ontology annotation, molecular function: serine-type endopeptidase activity. The record is from RefSeq and is a predicted model, not a curated record. Gene Ontology annotation, biological process: proteolysis. Bases 102 to 1442 code for a protein of 446 amino acids.
UGGCAGCUCCAGGCAGCACCUUCUUCAGCGGCGUUAGAUCCUGGGUGACCGGCUGGGGCGACACUGGAUUUGGAGUCUCCCUUCCUCCCCCAGGAAACCUAAUGGAGGUGAAUGUGCCGAUCGUGGGGAACAGACAGUGUAACUGUAACUAUGGUGUAGGCUCAAUCACAAAAAACAUGAUCUGCGCCGGGUUAAGUGCUGGAGGGAAGGACUCCUGUCAGGGGGAUUCAGGUGGUCCGAUGGUGAGCAAGCAGGGCGGCCGCUGGAUCCUGGAGGGAAUCAUUAGUUUUGGAAUUGGUUGUGCCAAGCCUAAUAUCCCAGGAGUCUACACCAGAGUGUCACAAUAUCAGACCUGGAUCAACAGCCAGAUCACCAGCAACCAGCCAGGCUAUAUCACCUUCACGUCCAGUGGAACGGACAGUGACCUCAGCAUCGGCUGUGAUGGCCUGCCACCGCCUCCAACCACCUUCCCUACAACCACCCUCCCUAAAACCACUACAACCACACGUCCUCCAACCACCCUCCCUAAAACCACUACAACCACACGUCCUCCAACCACCCUCCCUAAAACCACUCCAACCACACGUCCUCCAACCACCCUCUCUCCAACCACUACAACCACCAUUGCCAAACUGUGCGGUAUAACUCCGCUCAACACCAGGAUUGUUGGAGGACAGAACGCCCCUGUGGGGAACUGGCCCUGGCAAGCCAGCCUGCAAUCAUCUGGUAGCCACUUCUGUGGAGGAUCCCUCAUUAAUAAUGAAUGGGUGCUGACUGCUGCUCACUGCUUCCCAAGGAUCCCAACAGGUUUGACUGUGUUUCUGGGUCUCCAGAGUUUACAGGGACCCAACCCCAAUGGGGUGUCUCGGACGGUAACAACCGUCAUCAAACAUCCUAACUAUAACUCCAAUACUAAUGAUAACGACAUCUGCCUCCUGAAGCUCUCGUCACCGGUGACUUUCACAGAUUUCAUUGUUCCUGUCUGCCUGGCAGCUCCAGGCAGCACCUUCUUCAGCGGCGUUAGCUCCUGGGUGACCGGCUGGGGCGACACUGGAUCUGGAGUCUCCCUUCCUCCCCCAGGAAACCUAAUGGAGGUGAAUGUGCCGAUCGUGGGGAACAGAGAGUGUUACUGUAACUAUGGUGUAGGCUCAAUCACAAAAAACAUGAUCUGCGCCGGGUUACGUGCUGGAGGGAAGGACUCCUGUCAGGGGGAUUCAGGUGGUCCGAUGGUGAGCAAGCAGGGAAGCCGCUGGAUCCUGGGGGGAAUCGUAAGUUUUGGAAAUGGAUGUGCCCAGCCUAAUUUCCCAGGAGUCUACACCAGAGUGUCCCAAUAUCAGGCCUGGGUCAACAGCCAGAUCACCAGCAACCAGCCGGGCUUCAUCACCUUCACAUCCAAUGGAACUGACAGUGACCUCAGCAUCAACUGUGCUGACCUGCCAUGAUUAUUUGUCAUUGACAUAAAGUGUCACCCUAAACUGACAUACAGAAGGAUGCAUUUAUGAUUACUUUGCAGA